GUCCGCGACUGCGAGGCUGUGCCCAAUCUCCACAUAGGAUUUAAUUGUCUUUAGCUGAGGGCGGGACUCGCUGUCAGCUCCACUUCUUGUGAGCAGUGUUGGCAUAAAGACAUUCAGUACAGAGGAAUGGUGACAGCUGAGAGAGAAGCAUACUACAUAUAUCCACAGCCAUGAAGGAAAUCAUGGCACAGAAAGAGAAACUCCAAUGUCUGAAGGAUUUCCACAAGGACACGCUGAAGCCUUCGCCAGGGAAGAGCCCGGGCACGCGGCCGGAGGACGAGGCAGAGGGCAAGCCCAUCCAGAGGGAGAAGUGGGCCAGCAAGCUAGACUUUAUCUUGUCCGUGGCCGGAGGCUUUGUCGGUUUAGGGAACGUGUGGCGCUUCCCGUACCUCUGCUAUAAGAAUGGUGGAGGUGCAUUUCUCAUCCCCUACACCAUCUUCCUGUUUGGUGGAGGCCUGCCGGUGUUCUUCCUGGAGGUGGCUCUGGGCCAGUAUACCUCUGAGGGAGGCAUCACCUGCUGGGAAAAACUCUGCCCCAUCUUCACUGGUAUUGGCUAUGCCUCUAUCGUGAUCGUCUCUCUCCUGAACAUCUACUACAUAGUGAUUCUAGCCUGGGGACUCUACUACCUAUUCCAGUGCUUUCAGCCGGAGCUGCCCUGGGCCAAAUGCAAUCAGCCGUGGAACACAGACCGGUGUGUGGAGGACACAGUCCGCAAGAACAAGACCCUAAUGCUGGCUGCCAAUAUCACCAACUUCACCUCCCCCGUCACUGAGUUCUGGGAACGCAAUGUGCUGAGCAUCUCCUCUGGAAUUGAUGACAUCGGGCCAUUGAAGUGGGACCUAGCCCUGUGUCUCCUGGCAGUGUGGAUUGUCUGCUUCUUCUGCAUCUGGAAGGGAGUCAAGUCCACUGGGAAGGUGGUGUAUGUCACAGCAACUUUCCCUUUCGUCAUGCUUAUUGUGCUGCUGGUGCGUGGAGUGACUCUGCCAGGGGCGUCCGAAGGGAUCAAAUUCUAUCUCUACCCCAACCUGACCCGCCUACAGGAUCCAGAGGUGUGGAUCGACGCAGGAACCCAGAUAUUCUUCUCCUACGCCAUCUGUCUGGGGGCUAUGACGUCACUAGGGAGCUACAACAAGUACAAAUACAACUGCUACAGGGACUGUUUGCUGCUGGGAGGCCUGAACAGCGGUACCAGUUUUGUGUCUGGCUUCGCAAUAUUUUCCGUCCUGGGCUUCAUGGCACAAGAGCAAGGGGUGGACAUUGCCGAUGUGGCAGAGUCAGGUCCUGGCCUGGCCUUCAUUGCCUAUCCUAAGGCUGUGUCCAUGAUGCCCUAUCCCACGUUCUGGGCCAUCCUAUUCUUCAUCAUGCUUCUGCUACUGGGCCUCGACAGUCAGUUUGUGGAGGUGGAAGGACAGAUCACCUCCCUGGUCGAUCUGUAUCCAGCCGCCCUAAGGACGGGUUACCGCCGCGAGAUCUUUAUAGCUGUAAUGUGCUGCAUAAGCUAUCUUUUGGGACUUACCAUGGUAACAAAAGGUGGCAUGUAUGUGUUUCAACUCUUUGACUACUAUGCAGCCAGUGGUGUGUGCCUUUUGUGGGUUGCAUUCUUUGAAUGUAUUGCUGUAGCCUGGGUUUAUGGCGCUGAUAAUUUCUAUGAUGCAAUUGAAGACAUGAUUGGCUACCGACCAAACCCGUGGAUGAAAUGGAGCUGGACCUUUAUCACUCCCGUCCUCUGUGCGGGUUGUUUUAUCUUCUCAUUGGUGAAGUACAAGCCACUGACCUAUAACAAGGUGUAUGAGUACCCUGACUGGUCCAUCGGCCUGGGCUGGUCUCUGGCCCUGGCCUCCAUGAUCUGCAUCCCCAUGGUAAUGGUCAUCAAGAUCCUCCAGUCCGACGGCCCGCUCAUCGAGAGGAUUAAGGCAGUGGCGGCCCCAGUAAAGGGAGGUGCGAGUUCUCGCCCCAAAGAGUACAGCGUGAAGGGCAGCGAGCUAACCCAGCCUCUGGACCCCAAUGGGAACAACGGCCUGAUCAAGCCCACCCACACCAUUGUAGAAACAAUGAUGUGAGCACUCUCUGUGAGAGGACAUGCUGAUUGACGUGCUUUCUAUGUUUUUAUCAUAUAUUUGCUAACUUUGAUAGUGGUAGAACCAGGUUUACAUUGUUCUAUAUAUCCGCACUAGGAAUAUUCUGGUUUGGUUUCUAUGACGAUGAUGAUGAUGAUGAAGAGAGCUACAUUAUAUAUAUUGUCGUUGAGUUGUUGUAGUUUUUUCUCUCUGUAUUUUUUUAAAUGUUGUUGUUACCGUUGUUGUCGUUGCUGUAGUGGGUGGUGAUCUCAGUUGAGGGAAUAUUUUGAGAUAGAACAUGUUGUUCUAUGUUAAUUAACUUUCUGUUGAUUGUUGAGAAUUGAGAAGGUGUUUGUUCGGAAAUACUAGAAAAAAAAGGUAGUUUUCACUUAUCACAAAUACAGUAAACUAAACGUGUAACAUGUUAGGUAGCAAACUAUUAAGAUCAUUUCCUCACAUUAUUGUGGCAGUAUCCUUGUCUGAGGUCAUUUUUUAUCUGUUGUCGUUGUUGUUUGUUUUGAGAUGCAACUGAAAAAAUCUUAGUUGUGCUAGUGGACGCCAGCCAGUCACACCUGCUAGUAGAGUAGACAUCCACACCACCUGAAUGUAUAGUGACAACAUGCAGUGUAAAUAUAGAAGUUCAUAUGUACGUCCAUGCCCAAAUACUGUACAAAAUGUUCCCGGAAGGAUCACAUGUCCUAGGAGGGAGGCAGGAAAGGCGGUGGAGAAAACAAGGAGGAAGUGAAGGACAAAAAGGGAAGAAGCAUUUUAAGAGUAUUUGUACAUUGCCUACAGUCCGCCCCAGUGCAUUUAUUGAAACCUCUCUUUGCACUUUAUACGUUGAGUUUCACCUUUAUUGUAGUGAUCUCUUAUGAUAAUGGUCCACAGGAGGCUGCUGAGGGGAGGACGGCUCAUAAUAAUGGUUGGAAUGGAGUGAAUGGAAUGGUAUCAACCAAAUGGAAACCAUGUUAUUAAUGUAUUUGAUACCAUUCCAUUGAUUCUGUUCCAGCCAUUACUAUGAGCCCGUCAUCCCCAAUUAAGGUGCCACCAACCUCCGCUGUAAUGGUGGCAAGAACCGACAGUUACAUUUGCACCAUGCAUUUAAAAGGGAAAGUAUAUAGCUUCAAACCUUUUUGGUUUGAUAUCUAUCGGUUCAAACAGGAGCAUUAGACUCUCACUCACUUGCUAUAAAUAUAUAAAAUAAAGGUGGAACAUUGCCAUCAAACAUUCUGUUUCUUUAGGAAUAAACCUGUGAGAGUUGUGAGAACCAUAACUUGAUUGGAGUAAAAAAUGUAACCUUAACAAAAUGUUUUUUCUAAAAAUGUGAAAUAAUUGUUUUUUUCUCCAGUCAUUUUAAUAGCAGCGAUGGUCACUAAAUAUCUGUAUCAUAUGAAUCUACCACCAGAAUCUGGAUUUUAUCAUGUUCAUUUUAGGCAAUUGUAUUUUAGUAUUUUACUUGUUUGUAUUUUAGUAUUUUUAUUGUUUGUGAAUCACAUAUGCCUUUUUGUAUUAACCAUUUUAUACUGUACAUCAUAUGAACAUUGUCACUGAUGAGGACUGAUGUUUUCUGAAUACAGCAAUUUGUAUUUUAAUGUUAAAUGUUAUGAGCCUGAAUGAAUAUUUGCAGUGUGCAAUAUUCGUCAAAGAAAUGGCCUUUACCACUCAAAUUAUUUGAUUUCAAUUUGAAAACAGAUAUAAAAAUACAAAAAUUGAUAUGUGACCAACAUAAAAAAUAUGAAUGUAUAAAGUUCAAGUGAGAUUCUUUUACCCAAUGCAUGUACAUGAACAGCCACAGUACAGUGCUUGGUCAGCAAGAUUACUAGUCCAGAGGGUGAUAAAUAAACCCUGUUGGAAAAUCAAGUGUACCAAAGUAUUUUUGUCUAACGUCUGUCCUUCUUUAAGAUGCUCAUUGCAUCAUCUCUUCCUAGAUUGAAAAUAAACAUAUUUUUCUUUA
This is a messenger RNA of Salvelinus sp. IW2-2015, 4011 nucleotides long. RefSeq names its product sodium- and chloride-dependent taurine transporter. Gene Ontology annotation, cellular component: plasma membrane. The record is from RefSeq and is a predicted model, not a curated record. Gene Ontology annotation, biological process: taurine transmembrane transport; sodium ion transmembrane transport; neurotransmitter transport. Gene Ontology annotation, molecular function: gamma-aminobutyric acid:sodium:chloride symporter activity; taurine:sodium symporter activity. NCBI's taxonomy places the organism in Eukaryota, Metazoa, Chordata, Actinopteri, Salmoniformes, Salmonidae.